AUGUCUAAGAAAUGGAGUAAGAGGUGGCCUGACAUUGACCAGCCUUGGCCAGUGGAAGGUACCCUUAAUCCUGAAGUGGUUAAAACAAUGCACGUGCUAGUGUCCACUUAUAAGGCAGAGCAAAAGAAAGGAAAGAAGGGAAAGAAGAGAAACAACCGUCCAAGCAAGAGUCCUUUUGGGGGUCACGUUGUGCUGUAGUUUAAUUUAGUUAUUAAGCUGUAGCACAGUAAUAGAUAAUUUUAGUUGUUUGCCAAGUUAGAUAAGUUAAGUUAGAGUAAGUUAAGUUGUUCAGUUAUGAUAAGUUAAGUUAGAGUAAGUUAAGUUGUUUAGUUAUGAUAAGUUAAGUUAGAGUAAGUUAAGUUGUUUAAUUAAGAUAAGUUAGAAUAAGUUAAGUUGUUUAAUUAAGAUAAGUUAGAGUAAGUUAAGUUUAAGUUAAGAUAAGUAACAACAAGUUAAGUUGUUUAGUUAUGAUAAUUCAAGUUAAGUUAGAAUAAGUAAAUACACUGGCUCUUCCACCUGCUCUUUUCCAGCUCCACCCUCUCCUCUAAAUUUGGCUGAAGUUAAAUUAUUAGGAAUAUUGGGUUGUUUGUUAAUUCUGCAUUAGUUAGUCUCCAGCUCCUCAGCAGCAUCUCCUCUCCUCCUCCAAUAAAAGCCUCCGGCAUCCUGCUCUGCAUUUAAGUCAAUGACAACAAAUCCCUCGCUCCGCUCCAGCUCCUCCUCUCGCACUGGCGACUAAAAAAAACAAAAAAGCUUCAAUUAAAGGCAGGAAAAAGGACUUCACCUUGGACUUUUUGGGCAGAACUUCAAAAGUCCUUGGUUGUGUUGUGUGGUUAUUUAUUUUGAUGUUAUGUGUUGGGAUGUUUUGUGUAGUGGCGCAGUUUUAGUAUAGUGUCUUGAGAUGUGUUGUUUUCUUCUGUGUGUUGUGUUGUCGUGUGUGUGUUUGUGUUGUGAUGUGUUGUGUUGUGUCACGUUCUUUCGCAGGACCUCUUUACUUGAUUUAUUCACUUAGUGGGUAAGUGAGUCUAAAGGUGAGUUUGGUUCCUCCAGAGUCAUUGUUAACAUGAAACAAAGUCAGUGUAGGACCCAUUUUCUUUUUGUUUUUUUUUAGGAAAAGGACCUCAAUUGAGAAGAAACCCCCAGAAGAGCCGAGCACGAGACAGAAGACGCAGGAGGACCAAACAUACAAGAGACAGGCCCAUGAAGAGAGAGACGAAGAAAAGAUGAAUGAUGGAUGUACUGUGUGUUUCUGGGAAUUUGAAGGUAAAUAACUCUAUAACUACUUAAAAGGUUCGGCUUUUAAGAAAAAAAUACACCAUUUUAACUGAAGGGCUGAAAUUCAUGUUUGUUUCAGGUAACUUCAAAGAGUCAAACGCCUAAAAUGACUCCAGAGGAGGCCAAAGAUGACGACCAACUCCGUGAUGCAGAAGGAGAUUGAAUGAACAAGACGACGUGGAGAAGUAAAGUAAGUAAAGUUUGAUGAAUGUGUUUGUUUCAUUAAACUGUUGUCUUUGUGUGCUGCUCUAUUGACCUGCAUUUUCUUCAUCUUUCAUCUCCUUAUAUUUAUCUCUAUACAACAGACACACGCAAGGAUGAGAGUGAAGAUGAUGAGCAGCCGAAAAAAGAAGAUAAGAUGAGAACAGCAGCAAAGAUGGUUAACAUGAUUACAUUACAAGAGUUUCAGGGCAUGAAGGUACACUGA
Molecule: messenger RNA, 1699 nt
Organism: Xyrichtys novacula (pearly razorfish)
Lineage: Eukaryota; Metazoa; Chordata; Actinopteri; Labriformes; Labridae
Source: the annotation of a GenBank genome assembly